This is a messenger RNA of Bipolaris zeicola 26-R-13, 1896 nucleotides long. RefSeq lists its product as uncharacterized. Gene Ontology annotation, biological process: regulation of DNA-templated transcription; nuclear-transcribed mRNA poly(A) tail shortening. NCBI's taxonomy places the organism in Eukaryota, Fungi, Ascomycota, Dothideomycetes, Pleosporales, Pleosporaceae. The coding region runs from base 1 to 1896 and encodes 631 amino acids. The transcript has 3 exons. Gene Ontology annotation, cellular component: P-body; nucleus; CCR4-NOT core complex. The record is from RefSeq and is a predicted model, not a curated record.
AUGGCUGCACGGAAACUCCAGCAGGAGAUCGACAAAUGCUUCAAGAAGGUCGCCGAAGGCGUCGCGACUUUCGAGAGCAUAUAUGAGAAGAUUAUGCAGACGGGCAAUCCAUCGCAGAAGGAGAAACUCGAAGACCAGCUGAAGAAGGAGAUUAAGAAGCUGCAACGAUCGCGGGACCAGAUCAAGACAUGGGCUGCCAUGUCUGAGAUCAAGGACAAGAAGCCGCUACUCGAUCACAGGAAACUCAUCGAGACACAAAUGGAGCGCUUCAAGGCCGUGGAAAAGGAGAUGAAGACAAAAGCAUAUUCCAAGGAGGGCCUCCAAUUAGCCUCCAAGAUUGACCCCAAGGACAGAGAAAAGAUGGAAGUGGUCGAAUUCCUACAACAUAUGAACGAAGAGCUCGAGCGGCAAAUAGAGACAAUUGAAGCUGAAAUCGAGACGCUGAACGCUAAUGUCAAAAAGUCAAAGAAGGGCGACAAUUCAAAGGUGGAGCGCGUGUCGGAGCUGGAAGAGUCAGUUGAGCGGAAUAAAUGGCACCAAUCCAAACUGGAGCUGCUCCAACGAGCAUUGGAGAACGGUAGCGUUGAGACGGAACAGGUCAAGGAGAUUGAGGACAGCAUCAAGUACUACGUCGAAAGCAAUCAGGACCCCGAGUUCAUGGACGACGACACAUUAUACGAUGACUUCAACCUACAAGAGGAGGAGGCCAUCUACGGUCUGGGCGAGAAUCUGGACCAUGUCUCGUCACACGAAUCGCAGUCAAUAGCCGACGAUACACCCGACACAGAAGUACGUCCACCGGCACCGAAACCAAAGGCGACCGAAGCAGUGCAACAAGGAGCAAGACGGUCGUCGACACAGAUGAAGUCGCCAUUACCAGCGCUAGCCACAUUGCAUACGCCCUCGCCUAAUGCUGCAAAUAAUACGGCAAACGCUAUGAAGCCUGCACCGAUACCAACACGAACGCCAGGAGAGCCAUUAAAGUAUGCAUCGGCUGCUGCGGCUGCAGCUGCGAGCGACAGGAACGGAGUUGGCAUUGCUCCACUGCCACCACCACCAGGAGCUGCUGCAGCCCAACCAAGUCUCGCUGCUGGCGGUGCACGUGCAAGUGCAACAAGCUCGCCCGCCAUAACACAUUCCCAACCAGCCUCACGUGCACAGCAGGCCGAAUCCGCACAGGCCUCACCUGCUCCUGCUGCCAGCGUACCUGUGGCCGCUCCUGUAGAGAAGGACCCACCUUUGCAAGCUGCAGUGUCUGAUGACGUCUCCAAGGCCAACAGAAGAACGCCUGUCCCUGAGCCAGUGGAAGAAGAGGAAUCCCAAGCUACUACGCCGCCACUGACGAACGGAGAAUCGCAUGCAGAAGAUGAAGACGAAGAGUCGGUCUACCAUCUCCCCUCCAGUCUGCAGGAUCUGCUUGAUUCGUUCGAGGCAACCAAGAAUGAUAUUUCUGCCUCAGCAUCAAAACCUCCGGAUGAGCGUAUGCUAAUGGCAUCAAUGGCUACUGCGCCCGAGUCUGCAGAUACCGAGGUGCCGCGUCACUACCGUCCCCAAAAUCCUUAUCCAUUCACCCCCGCUCACUACCCGCAAGAGCCCUUGCCCAUCUUCGACGACCCUCGUCUUUAUUCCCGCAUUGAGACGGACGCUCUCUUCUACGCCUUCUAUUACCGCCAGGGUACAUAUCAACAGUACCUAGCCGCCAAAGCAUUGAAGUCACAGAGUUGGAGAUUCCAUAAGCAGUACCAGACAUGGUUUCAACGCCACGAAGAACCAAAAGCAAUUACUGAAGACUAUGAGCAGGGAACAUACCGAUUCUUCGACUAUGAAAGCACAUGGAUGAACCGUAGAAAGGCAGACUUCCGAUUUGCGUACAAGUUUUUGGAAGACGAGCUAUAA